GGUUUGUACUUUCUGGUUUCUAGUUCUGUAUUUCGCUCCUCCCUGUGCCGCCUUCAGUAAGAAGUGCCGCCGUGAACCCGUGUAAUACGUUAAUUUCAUUGAUUUUCUUCAACAUUUAUUUAUGGACAUUUGGUUUUAAACUGCCAAAUCCAGAUAUGCAUUACAAAACUCAACUCUGAUAACCAAACUGAAAGUUUCAGCCGUGGCAAAGUUUUGUUGGCAAUCAUUAAGCUAAACACGUAACGUACACUCAGGUAUAACUAGGAACUACAAACACAAUUACAACAAAACAACAACAAUAACAACAACAACAACAAUAAUGACGCCAGAGAAAUCGGUCUUAGCCUAUAUCAAUCACCUCAUAGUCAGCAAUUUUUCAUAUUUCUGGGACGAAAUCGAUGGGUAUCUCUAUUAUUUUGGCGGUACAUUGGGCACGCUGACCUUGACCAGCGUUGCGGCCAGUAUUGCCUACUUUCUGGUAACGCGACCAAUACCGGACAAACCAUUAGUGCCUCUGGAAAAUCAAUCCCCAUUGCUGGAGGGUCCAGAACAAAUACACGUCUCCAAGUUCUACAAGGAGUCGAAGAAUGGUAAAUUUGUUUCCUACAUCACAGAGAAUGUGCGCACGUUGUACCAAACGUUCCGCGAAGGCGCCUACGCCUCCAACAAUGGUCCCUGCCUGGGCUGGCGCGAGACUCUCACGUCGCCCUAUCAGUGGAUUAACUAUGAUGAGGCGCUGCUGCGCGCCAAGAACUUUGGCUCCGGGAUGCUGGCAUUGGGCGCACGGCCCAAGCAGCUGAUCGGCAUCUACUCACAGAACCGGCCGGAAUGGAUAUUGUACGAGCAGGCAUGCUACUCGUUCUCGCUGGUUGUGGUGCCGCUGUACGAUACGCUCGGUCCGGAUGCCUGUGCUUUUAUCAUACGCCAAACGGAAAUGUCCAUUAUUAUUGUCGAGGACGAUGCGAAGGCGUCCAUGCUGCUGGAGAAGGCGCCGCGCAGCCUGAAGAUCAUUGUUUCCAUCAAGCCCAUUCGCCAGACGACACUGGAGCGUGCGCGCAGUCGUGGCGUCCAGAUCUUCUCCUUUAUCGAUGUGGAGAAACUCGGCGCCAAGGGCAAUCAUCCGGAGGUGCCGCCCACAUCGGAGGAUCUGUGCACGGUCUGCUAUACAUCUGGCACCACCGGCAAUCCCAAGGGCGUAAUGCUCACACAUGGCAAUGUCGUGGCCGGCGUCUGUGCGGUGAUCCUCCAAAUGGGUGAUCAUCGUAUACGGGCCGGAGAUGUGAUGAUCUCCUUUCUGCCGCUGGCGCACAUGUUCGAGCGCUGCUGCGAGAAUGGCAUAUACUAUGUGGGCGGCUGUGUCGGGUUCUACUCCGGCGACAUCAAGGAGCUGACCAACGAUCUGAAGAUGCUGAAGCCUACGGUCAUGCCGGCUGUGCCGCGCCUGCUCAAUCGGGUCUACGACAAGAUACAGAACGAUAUAUCCGCCUCGGGCCUGAAGCGCGGCCUCUUCAAUAUGGCACUCAAGGCCAAGGAGAAGGAGAUCGCCCGCGGCGUGCUGCGCCGCAAUGGCUGCUGGGACAAGCUGGUCUUCAAGAAGGUCCAUCAGGCCUUUGGCGGCAAUCUGCGCCUCAUGGUCGUCGGCUCUGCGCCGCUGGCCGGCAACGUGCUGACCUUCAUGCGCUGCGCUCUCGGCUGCCUGGUGCUGGAGGGAUACGGUCAGACGGAAUGCACGGGCGCCAUAACGCUGACCGUGCAGGGCGAUCAUGUGCCCAAUCAUGUCGGUCCGCCCGUCUCCUGCAAUGCCGUCAAGCUGGUCGAUGUGCCCGAAAUGGAGUACUUUGCCAAUCAGAACACCGGCGAGGUCUGUGUGCGCGGCUCCAACGUGUUCCACGGCUACUAUAAGGAUGCAGAGAAAACGGCCGAGGCCAUCGAUACCGAGGGCUGGCAUCACACAGGCGACGUGGGCAUGUGGCUGCCCAAUGGAACACUACGCAUCAUCGAUCGGCGCAAGCACAUCUUCAAGCUCAGCCAGGGCGAGUAUAUAGUGCCAGAGAAGAUCGAGAAUAUCUACACAUUGAGCCAAUAUGUCAACCAAGUUUAUGUCUAUGGCGAAAGCUUAAAGAGCUGCAUUAUCGCUGUUGUUGUACCUGAUGUCGAUGUCCUUAAACAGUGGGCCACGGAAAACAAUGUACGCGGCACAUUAUCCGUCCUGUGCAAUAAUAAGAAUGUGAAGGAACUGAUCAUGAACGAUAUGCUCAACUGGGGAAAGCAAAGUGGACUAAAGUCAUUCGAACAGGUCAAGGAUAUCUACAUGCAUCCCGAUCCGUUUUCUGUACAAAACGGACUCCUGACGCCCACAUUCAAGGCCAAGCGGCCGCAAUUGAAGAGCUAUUUCAAGCCCCAACUGGAAGAUAUGUAUAAACAUUUGGAUUAAAGCAAUAAACAA
Messenger RNA from Drosophila montana, 2446 nucleotides. Its product is annotated as long-chain-fatty-acid--CoA ligase 5. Lineage: Eukaryota; Metazoa; Arthropoda; Insecta; Diptera; Drosophilidae. Bases 320 to 2434 code for a protein of 704 amino acids. Gene Ontology annotation, molecular function: long-chain fatty acid-CoA ligase activity. Gene Ontology annotation, cellular component: endoplasmic reticulum; membrane. Gene Ontology annotation, biological process: long-chain fatty acid metabolic process. The record is from RefSeq and is a predicted model, not a curated record. The transcript has 8 exons.